This is a messenger RNA of Trichoderma asperellum CBS 433.97, 1447 nucleotides long. RefSeq lists its product as uncharacterized. The record is from RefSeq and is a predicted model, not a curated record. Lineage: Eukaryota; Fungi; Ascomycota; Sordariomycetes; Hypocreales; Hypocreaceae.
CUUCUCCCCUCCCUGAAGCAUCCCGUAGAACAAAAAAGUGGUGUCAUUGCCGUCAUAAGCUGUUCCAGUCCCAGUCCCCAGCCCCAGGCCAACGAGGGAGAAUCCCGCAAAGCUGUAAAUCCUUUCCCACUCUUUUUAAGCUUGUCUUGCAACUCCCGAACGAGCUGGUUUUCGGGGUCGACGUCAGAGGCUCACAAGGAGGCGGUGCUUUCUUAAAAAGGCCUCUCUGAUCCCCCCCUUCGCCCUCAGCUCAAUUGACUUGCUCUCCCCUAUUGUUCUCCAUUCGUAUAUUCAGUGAAAACAGUAGAAGAAGAAUAGGAUUGGCUCGUCAAAUCCUACUGCAAUUUCCUUCCCAGCGCUGUCCUCAAUCAACCAACUAUCCAGCCAACGCCAUCAUCUAGUUCAACUCCAACAAUGGCAUCUGCCCUCGAAACCCUCAACCAGCUCGCCUCGUCCGCCGCAAAGGCCGUCUGGGGCGACAGCAACGACGCCGAAACCCACAAAGAGCCCAUCUCAGGCGCCACCGGCGACGUCUCCAAGGGCGAGCCAUACGACGCCGGCAACCUGGAUCCCCAGGCCCAGAGCAAGGUUGAAUCCAGACUCAGCGGCGAAGAAGCAGCAGAAGCUGAGCCCUCAGAGCUCGCCGACGACGAACACUAUACUCUCUCAUCCUCCAAAAAGGACAAGGACAACUUGUCCGCCGCUGCCACCACCACCACCACCAACGACGGCCUGCAUGAGCCCAGAGGCACCCCGACAACCGGCGUCAACCCCGAGGAGGGCAAACCUCUCGACGAACUCACCGGCAAAGGCCCCCGACCAAUCGAAAUAGUGGCAAAGGAAAACGGCGGUAAUGCUGCUGCUGCCACCGAAGAUUCUUCGACCUCAGGCUCUGCUGCACCAGAGGAAAAGAAGCCCGAGACAGCAGAUGCCCAGCAAAACACCACCACCACCGCCACCACCAAUGAUAGCAGUAGCAAGAAAGAGGCCACAGACGAAGAAUACGUCAAAUCAUCGGGCCUUGCAGCCGAUGGAGGCGAUUUCGACGCUGCCAAACCCGGCGCCGGUCUAGAAGCUGAUCGCCUAAUGGAGCAAAAGGGCAUCAAGACAGAUGAUGUCGACAACACCGAGCACAAGGACCAAAACAGCAGCAGCAACAGCAGCACCGGCCGCAAGAGCUCCGACUCGAGCCGCAGGGAUAAGCCCAAGCUGAAGGAGCGAAUCAAGAACAAGUUGCACAUGCAUGGAAGCAACUAAAAAAAGUCUUUUCUUCUUCUUCUUCUAGUCUGGAUAUUUCUUCUUUUCUUUUCCCGGUUUUGUUUCUCAAGUGUGUAUUUAUGGAGUAGUCGUGUUAAUACCAUCUUUUUGCCUUAAUGUAAACAUAUGAAAUGUUGUCCAACUGCGUUGCGUUAUACAUGCUUCAUCUGAAAACUGUCCCCGAGACCAA